Cuscuta europaea is the source of this 2490-nucleotide messenger RNA. The record is from the annotation of a GenBank genome assembly. Lineage: Eukaryota; Viridiplantae; Streptophyta; Magnoliopsida; Solanales; Convolvulaceae.
UAUAAUUCAGCACUUGUGUCAUAGCCUUAUUCCCAAGUUUGCCAUCGCAUUUUUUCUUACUCGGGAGCCAAUCUUCAUUUUCCUUUAUUCUUCCGGUAGGCUUUUUGUUCAUAAACAAAGAAAAUAACAACAAAAUACAAAUUUAAUACACAAACCGAACCAUCUCUGUCUUCAAAAUUGCUCUUUCGUGAUCGAAAAUUUCAUAGACAGGUCUUGUUUCUGCAUUUAGAACCAAUAUUGUGUGAUGAUGCGAUACAAGAAGGGAAAUUUGGUCGAAGUCUUAGAUGAAAGCGAGCCACCCUCAGGAUCUUGGCGUUGUGCAGAGAUUGUUAGUGGCCACGGAGAUGACUAUAUCGUCAGAUACAGUACAUGUGAUACAUCUGGAGCGCUCUUUAGGUUGGCAUCUAAACCGUUAAUUAGGCCUUGCCCGCCACUUGUAGAAUUCUCAGAGAACUGGGUUCCUGGGGAUGUGGUUGAGGUGUUUCUCAAAUACACAUGGAGAAUGGCUAGAGUGACUAAGGUGGUAGGGAAGAAGCAAGUUUUGGUCCGUUUGGUCGGAUCUCCAAAUGAAUUCAAGGUCAAGAAAUGUAACAUCCGUGUGAGGCAGUUGUGGGAGGACGGUCAGUGGGCCAAAGUUGGAAAGGGUCCAACUCAGAAGUACACUAGGAUCUCACAAUUCCGAUCUACAGGAGCAAUAUUAAGAAUUAAUAAAGUCAAUUUGAAAUUCCAAAAACCAGAUACGGGAAUUUCAAGAACAUCAAAUAGGGGUCUACCACCAUAUUCGCAUUCUUGGAUAGAAGCCAAUGUUGGAAAGGAAGGUAAAAGCUCAAGUGAAACACAUUUUACUGAAUCGGAUGGUGGCAGUAGUAUAUGCAGCUCUGUUGGUAGUUGUAGCAGUACUUCUAGCUACCAGUUGUCAAUGGAUCCUGCAUGUGAUGAAUUACAAAGCGUUGGUGAAUCCGUCCCAGAGUUAGAUCAAGAAAUCCAUAGGUUAGAGCUGUGUGCAUAUCGAGCGACUAUGGAGGCAUUGUUUGCUUCAGGCCCCUUGAGUUGGGAAAAGGAAACUUUGAUUACAAACCUUCGCGUUUAUCUCAACAUAUCAAACGAUGAGCAUUUGUUGGAGUUAAGGAAUUUAAUAUCUCAUAAUGCUUCAUCAAGCUUUUCCAUUAUUAGCUGACUGCAUUUAACAGCUUUCUUCUUUUUCAUCCCUCUGUAAGCUUUUUUCUUGUAAAAAAGAAAAAUGAAGAUUGUUAUUGAAAUUGAGCUUGUUUCAUCUAUAUUGAGUUAGCUAUGUAUCAACUUUUCAUGCAUUGUAAAAUUGUUAUUACUAUUUGUACUUGUUACGAAGAGUCUCAUAUAGGGAAAUACUUAUAUAAGGUCUUUUUUGGGGAUGCCGGAUGCAAAUAGGAAGGUUUAGUAAUUCACGGUUAGAUUGCUUUUAACGGCAAAUAGGCUUUAAAGCUUUAAUCAGCAUGCAUUCGAGCUAUUAUUUGUAAUCCAACGGUGGAUUACUAAGCCUUCCUAAACACAGUCGUCAAGCCAAUGAGCCAUAUGUGUGUGCAUUCAGUGUUUCCUAAAGUAUUUGCUCUACUUUCACGGACAGGUUUGGGACCUGUUUGGUAAGGGGUAUUUGGUUGAAAUGGCUAAAAUUUUCGAAAGGAAAAGCAUUUGGUGGCAUCCAUAUCCGUCAAAUGAACCCAGGGUUCAUGGCCUGGUGGUGCUUGAGAUUUUCCCUAUAUCUCUUGAAUUCUUGAUGUAGAUGAUUUGGGGAUGUAAGCAGCAUCAGGUUAAUGUAUGAAGUAAACACUUCGCUUGAACCUUGCUCGAGUUGGAUUCAUCUCAGUUCUAUGGUAUGUCAUGUCUUGUAAAUUCUUUAAGGAAUGAACCCCAGCAGCAUUUGAAUCUAUUUCCUCCCAAAGAGCAAAGGAGGUUAUCUCUUCCCCCACCCCAGCCCACACCAUUGUGCAGUAAUUUACACAUCUUUAGCAAAUUAUAUCAUAGUUUUAGGCAUCUCAAUUGAAUGUGUAUAACAAGUUUUGCUAAAAACUAUCACCAGCUGUCUCACUAUGGCAUAAUGGCAUGAUACAUGUUUGUUCACUCAUGUUUUUUGCUAAUGUUUUUCUAGCAUUUCUGAUUACAUUUCCAGGUUUAUUGAUGAUGGUUGCUGUUAACAGUAUCAGUGCUGCUUCCUGCUAAAUAUGGUGGCUAAUGUGCUAUCCAAUCUGCCUUACCUUACAUUAUUUUACAGCUUGUCAAAAGUUGAAUCCAGACUUAGGAGGGUGAAACCGCUUUAGCCAUGGGUUAGCUGAAUUGACUGUAAAAUAGUGAUGAGGUUUAUGUCAGAGUGCAAGUACAAAUUAUAAGCUCAUCCGGUAAUGCUAAAGUUGGCUGGCUUGUUGAACUUGUGGUGGAAAUGGCUGAAUUUGCUUAAUUACGAAAUAAUUGUAUUAAAAAUAUUUUUAUUAAUAAAACAGAAAAGACAUAUGAAAG